Scatophagus argus is the source of this 530-nucleotide messenger RNA. It is a transcript of the gene atp5pf, whose product is annotated as ATP synthase peripheral stalk subunit F6. The transcript is spliced from 4 exons. Gene Ontology annotation, molecular function: proton transmembrane transporter activity. Gene Ontology annotation, biological process: proton motive force-driven ATP synthesis. NCBI's taxonomy places the organism in Eukaryota, Metazoa, Chordata, Actinopteri, Scatophagidae. The record is from RefSeq and is a predicted model, not a curated record. Bases 130 to 453 code for a protein of 107 amino acids.
AUUUGCGCUGCGCUGCGCAAAGGAGAUACAAUUUUGAUGUUCGCGAACACCUCCUUUUCUCCACCCCGCUCCCACAAUCCACCGCGGUCCUCCACAUUACGAUCCUGAGCGUAAAGUGUCAAACCCAAGAUGGCACUUCACCGGCUGUUCCAGUUGUCCUCCGUGCUGCGCUCCGCGGUGAGCCUGACCCUCCGCAGGAACAUCGGCAUCUCCGCUGUCCUUUUCAACCGGGCCAAGGACCUCGACCCCGUCCAGAAACUGUUCCUGGAUAAGAUCCGCGACUACGCCAACAAGAGCAAGACUUCAGGUGGCAUCGUGGACGCAGGGCCCUCGUACCAGAAGAAUGUGUCUGAGGAGGUCGCCAAACUGCAGAGGCUAUACGGAGGAGGAGACCUCACCAAGUUCCCCGACUUCAAAUUUUCAGAGCCCAAGUUUGAUGAGGGAGCCAAGUGAACGCUGUCCAUGUUGUAUAUCUCCUACCUGUCACCAAUGUGUUGUAUUUAAUAAAAAGAUAAUGGGUUGAACCAUGA